GGAAUUAUGGUACAAGAGUAUUACGAAAAAAGUAUAUUAAGCUACAUUUGAUCUUACAUUCGUGUACUUCACGGCAGUAAAUGCUACUUGUUUAGAACACAUUAAUCAGUAUGAGUAGUGUUUCACGAAAAGGCGCGAUAUCUGCAGGUGUAAAACAAGUAUUUCGUGCGGUUCGGUGCCGUUCGUGGUACUGUGUUGAAAAUGUGGAAUAAGAUUCCUUGUGCUAGGUCGGAAUUGGAGCUUUUGUUUACCUUAUGUGGAGGGCAGUGCUUCAGAUGGAAAAGGACUGGUGACUGUGAAUGGACUGGGGUAUUUGCUAAUCGUGUCUGGACAUUAUCACAGAAUAAUGAAUCUAUUUUGUACCGGGUAACAAAGUGCCCUGGACUUGAAACUAGUGAUGAAAUAACACGUAACACAGGGAAGAGUAAUUCUCGAGUUCAGUCAGUAGCAAGAAAAGGGAGAUCAAUGAAGAAGCCCAUGUGUGAAGUCACAUAUACUGAAAAUGAUAAAAUUGGUGAUACAACUAAGACCAGAUCUGAUCAGAGCUCUUUAGAAGAUGAUUUACUAAGAAAGUAUUUUAGGCUAGAUGUAUCACUUGAAGAACAUUAUGCACAGUGGUCAAAGAAGGAUCCACACUUCAUGGAGGCUGCUGAGAAGUUUACUGGGGUGAGGAUUCUCUCUCAGGACCCAAUUGAGAAUCUCUUCUCAUUCAUCUGUUCAUCCAACAACAACAUUGCAAGAAUCUCAUCCAUGGUUGAAAAACUGUGUGUUCUGUAUGGAAAUAAGAUUGCUGAUGUCAGUGGUACAGAGUAUUAUGGCUUCCCUACAUUGGCUGCCCUCACAGACCCAUCAGUGGAGAAAUCACUACGAGAUGCUGGAUUUGGAUACAGGGCCAAAUUUAUUAACCAGUCAGCAUGUAAAAUCAUGCAAAUGGGUGGUUCUGAUUGGUUAGAUUUCUUACAGAGUUUGUCCUAUGAAGAAGCUAAGGUGGAACUAAUGAAAUUACCUGGAAUUGGUGCAAAGGUAGCAGACUGUAUUUGUCUUAUGUCACUUGGACACUUAGAGGCAAUUCCAGUUGACACUCACAUCUAUCAAGUAGCAGUUCAGCGCUACUUGCCUCAUCUUAGAGGUCGCAAGACAGUCACAGAUAAAAUGUAUAAUGAGAUAGGAGACCACUUUAGAGCUUUGUAUGGUUCUUUAGCUGGAUGGGCACAUACAAUUCUUUUCUGUGCUGACUUAAAAAUGUUCCAGGAUUCUGCUAAACAAAAACUGGGCUUACAUGAUAUAAAACCUCAAAGAAAGAAAAGAAAGCAGGAACAGGCGCUGUAAUACCAUUUACACACUGCCACACUGCUAACUAUUUUAAUUGAAUUCUAGCUACUUGGUCUUAUGUAAGAGUGAAGUAAAGACUAGAAAAUGAAAUUGUUGAACUUGCUGUGUUAAAGUAAUCUUUUCAUUCAGAGGUUUCUUUUUGAUACUUACACUGAGAGAAAAAGUUCCACAUCCACAUGAAACAACAGGCAUUGCCUUAGUUUGAUAUAUUGUAAUAACGUAUUUAGAUUUUUUUGUAGAACAGUGUUGCCUAUCGACUAUCCAUUGUAAUAUUUUACUGUCACUGUCGUUUGUGUUAAUAAACCUUGGUAGUUGAUGAAGUAACA
Molecule: messenger RNA, 1658 nt
Organism: Zootermopsis nevadensis
Lineage: Eukaryota; Metazoa; Arthropoda; Insecta; Blattodea; Termopsidae
Gene: Ogg1
Product: 8-oxoguanine DNA glycosylase
Biological process (GO): base-excision repair, AP site formation; base-excision repair; nucleotide-excision repair
Cellular component (GO): nucleus
Molecular function (GO): damaged DNA binding; 8-oxo-7,8-dihydroguanine DNA N-glycosylase activity
Source: RefSeq, a predicted model, not a curated record